AAUCACGUGGCUCGAAGAUCACUUCCGCCUACAGCACCGACAAAAUGGCCACCACAACAACCCCCGUAGGACAAGAUCAAGGGCCAAAGCAAACAUCUUCAGCUGUACUUUUUGAUUUGUCUAAUCCUCCUGUUAUAGAAGGAUUUUCCCCUGCUUCGCGGAUGAAAGAUGAAGGAUUCAAAGAGAAAUUCAUUAGAAAGACGAAGGAGAAUCCCUUUGUACCAUUAGGUUGCCUGGGGACCACAGGAGCAUUAACAUACGGCCUCAUUGCUUUCAAACAAGGAAAAACUCGGCAGUCACAGUUGCUGAUGCGGGCUCGAAUCUUCGCACAAGGAUUUACUGUAGUUGCUAUUAUUGUAGGAGUUGCAGCUACAGCCCUGAAACACAAGUAGUGACCUCAGCAGCGAGAGGACAACUACCAUUGCCAACAUCUGGCUGAAGAUCUUCUUGUAAAGCUCUCAAAUUGAAAACAGUUCUGUACUGCUUUAUGAAAGUGAUUGCAAUGUUUUUUCAGUCAGUAGUGCUGUAAGAGAACUCUGUGGUCAUUAGAUGUAAAUAAAUGAAGACUGUGAAUUUG
Molecule: messenger RNA, 577 nt
Organism: Paramormyrops kingsleyae
Lineage: Eukaryota; Metazoa; Chordata; Actinopteri; Osteoglossiformes; Mormyridae
Gene: higd2a
Product: HIG1 hypoxia inducible domain family, member 2A
Biological process (GO): mitochondrial respirasome assembly
Cellular component (GO): mitochondrion
Source: RefSeq, a predicted model, not a curated record